AUGGAGAGUUCACCAAUUGGAUGUCAAAUCAGCAUUUCUGAAUGGUUUUCUCAAGGAAGAGAUCUUCAUCGAGCAACUGAAGGUUUUGAAGUUGUUGGACAUGAAGACAAAGUGUACAAGUUGAGAAAGGCCCUCUAUGGUGCUCAAACAGCACCAAGGGCUGAUGAUUUGCUUAUGACAGGGAGCAAAGUUGAGCUCAUUAAUGAGUUCAAGGUCCAAAUGCAGCAAGUGUUUGAGAUGACAGAUUUGGGGAUCAUGACUUACUUCCUUGGCAUGGAAGUGCACCAGUCUGAUCGAGGUAUCUUCAUCAGCCAACACUCAUUUGCUUUGAAGAUCCUAGACAAAUUUUGCAUGCAUAACUGUAAAGCAGUCAGCACACCAGUGGCUCAAGGAGAAAAGCUGACUAGCAGUAGUGAUAAGCAGAGGGUUGAUGAGAGACACUAUCAAAGCCUAGUUGGUUGUCUGUUGUAUCUAACAGCAACCAGGCCAGACAUCAUGUUUGGUGUCAGCCUGUUAUCAAGAUUCAUGCAUUGUUGCAAUGAAGCACAUUUGAAAGCAGCAAAGAGGGUCCUUAGAUACAUCAAGGGCACUGCUAGUUUUGGUGUAAUGUUUGAAAGUGGGAACCAACUGAAACUAGAAGGCUACUCUGACAGUGACUGGGCAGGAUCCCUUGAUGACAUGAAGAUACAUUCUUUGCAGCGGGAAGCGAUUAAUCGAGCCAUUUGGCUAAAGAAGCUGCUUCAUGACCUUAAUGAAACUCAAGAUGAAGCAACUGAAAUUUGGGUGGAUAAUCAGUCUGCAGUUGCAAUAGCCAAGAACCCAGUGUUCCAUGUCCAAGGAGGAGUGUUGAAAGUGGAUGCAAUGCAACAUGGAGCCGAAGCAUCUCGCUAUCGAGCUCAACUCAUUUUGCUUGGUGCGCACGAAUGGUUUUGGACCAAAUGA
Molecule: messenger RNA, 942 nt
Organism: Gossypium raimondii (Peruvian cotton)
Lineage: Eukaryota; Viridiplantae; Streptophyta; Magnoliopsida; Malvales; Malvaceae
Exons: 4
Coding region: 1-942 (313 amino acids)
Source: RefSeq, a predicted model, not a curated record